AUGGGAAAGUUCUUACCUUUUAUCCUGCAUAUCCUGGCCUUGGUAGCCACCGCGAGCGCAUUCGAUGAUCCACUGGUGAAUCUCAGCUAUGGUAGCUUCCAGGGAUAUUACGACACUUCCUACAACCUCUCAUACUUCCGCAAGAUUCCAUUUGCAGCACCCCCAACAGGUCAAAACCGCUUCCGCGCGCCUCAGCCACCUCUCAAGAUCAACGAAAGCGUCUAUGACACAGACCAGACAUUCGAUAUGUGCCCCCAGCGCACGGUGAACGGUUCUGAAGACUGCCUCUACCUGGGUCUCUUCUCUCGACCUUGGGAUUCAUCCCAAGAUGGGAAAAGGCCGGUCCUUGUCGUGUUCUACGGAGGCGCAUUCAUCGAAGGCGAUGCUGCUUUCGGCAUGCCGCCCGACUCAUACCCCGUUCUCAACGUGAGCACCCUCAACGAUUACGUAGUGAUAUACCCCAACUACCGCCUAAAUGCGUUCGGUUUCUUGCCUGGCAAAUCGAUCAAGGAAUCUUCCACCUCGGACCUCAAUCCGGGCUUGCUAGACCAGCAGUACGUGCUGAAGUGGGUGCAGAGCCAUAUCGACCAAUUUGGCGGGAACCCGAACAACGUUAGUAUAUGGGGCCAAUCCGCAGGCGGAGGCUCUGUGGUUGCUCAGGUGCUAGCGAAUGGGCGCAAUGGAAACCCGAAGCUCUUUUCAAAAGCAAUUGCUAGUUCUCCUUUCUGGCCAAAGUCUUAUGCCUACGAUGCGCCUCAGGCUGAGUCGAUUUACAACCAGCUGGCGAAUUUGACUGGUUGCGCUGGAUAUAAGCAUGACGAUGAGACCCUCGCUUGCUUGAAGUCGGUUGAUGUGCAGGCUAUUCGAGACGCGAGUCUCAUCAUUGAUGAUGAUAGUACUUACACCACCAGCUCAUAUACAUGGGCGCCGGUCAUCGAUGGCGAGUUCCUGGCUGAUUCACUUACCGAAGCUGUGAACAAAGGGGACCUGGAUACAGAGUUCGUCUGGGGGAUGUACAACACUCACGAAGGACAAAAUUUCAUUCCCUCAGGAUUGGCUGAUGCUGAUUUGACGGGUGGAUUCAAUUCUUCAGCUGAAAGUUUCCAUCAGUGGUUGACCGGGUUCCUGCCUGGACUGUCAAAGAAACAGAUUGAAGCUGUGGAGAACACUUAUUAUCCGGUCAAUGGUAGUUCUGAGACUAUCACAGAAUAUAAUACUACUUAUAUUCGCGCGGGACUCAUCUAUAGAGAUGUUGUACUCUCCUGCCCGGCUUAUUGGGUGGCGUCAGCGGCACCGGGAAAGGGAUACGUUGGUGAAUAUUCGAUCUCGCCGGCAACACACGGGAGUGAUGCCAUUUAUUGGGACUCUGUCAACUCAGUACAAGUGACAAAUCGCGUCGUCUACGAAGGUUACACCGGCGCGUUCGCUAGUUUCUUCCAGACAGGUGAUCCAAAUGCGCACAAACUCACGAAUUCGUCGGAGCCCGGCGUACCGGAGCUGCAGCAAACAGGCGAAGAAUUUGUCAUCGUUGAUCAUGGGUUUGAGAACGUUCGUCUGGUCGAAUUGAAGAAGAGAUGCGACUUUUGGCGCAGUAUAGGGAAGGAUAUUCCGAUUUGA
This is a messenger RNA of Penicillium verhagenii, 1617 nucleotides long. Its product is annotated as putative carboxylesterase. Lineage: Eukaryota; Fungi; Ascomycota; Eurotiomycetes; Eurotiales; Aspergillaceae. Bases 1 to 1617 code for a protein of 538 amino acids. The record is from RefSeq and is a predicted model, not a curated record. The transcript has 2 exons.